CUGGACCCUGAAAAUGGGAAUCAAUUAGCAUUGCAUGCCAUCAUCUGCACCAUUUCCCCCUUCCAAUCCCCAAACCUGACUCAAGACAACCCCCUCCAAGACCCAAAGGACCAAGGAUUCUCUUUACAUGCGUGUCGCAGGACGGCCGCCGUUCCAUCGAGUCCGUCACACGAAGACCCGUUACUCUCGUCGACGUCUAUGGAAUUUACAUCCGUCCCGCUCUCGUUCUCAUUCCCCAACUAUCUCUCCAUCGACGGAGAACAGAAUAUUAUCGUCGGCACUCGUUUCGAAUAAGAAUAAGAAUAAGAACAUCUACCUAACCUAAUCUACUGUGGAUACAUCUAUACCGUUACGAACGGGAACCCAACCAUGGCGCUCAUAUCAGUCAAGACCAUCCUGACAUCCCUCUGCCUCUUCCACAUCACCCUAGCCUACUUCUUCUACACGAAUCCCAACGCCAUCGCCGACCAAGCUCUCGUCUACGUGCUAGGCGAAGCCAUGGGCAUGCCCCAGACAGCCGCCUUCGCAAACCCCAGCGCCAUCUCCUCCCUCCUCGGCGUCUUGCUCUUCAUAACCGGACUCUCCGACCUACUCACCCUCUCUAUGCCCGAAGAAGUAUGGCUAAUCCACCACUGGGGCGCGCAAGCACCCCUCCGCAUCAUCGUAUUCGCCUCGCUAUCGCUAUUCGCAUACUUCUCGACGCCGACCGCCGGCCGGUCCGGAUCAAACCGCCUAUCUCACCCGCUGACACCCCCCUCCGCAUUUAUCCCCGGCACCGUAGUUAGCGGUAGCGACGGCUUGCGCAACCGUGUCUUCUUCACCUUUGCCUUCCUCGAAUUUAUGAGCUGGUUCUGGGUCUGGGUCACGCUGAAGGAAGAAUCUGCGACAUUUCUCUCCCGCAAGAAGAGGAGGGGGAGCAGCAGUGGUGGUGAGGUUCUGCGGUAGAUGGAUAGAAGACUUAGAGCAAGGGAAGUGGAUUGCGAUACACGAGCAAAUGUGGAUAAACGAAUGCAUCCUUCAACUUUCGACCUGCGUGGCUUUUCUAGUCCAGAUUUAGCUUUAUUUUCUCCCUAUUUUAGCCACGUUGUGUCGUACAGCGGAUUCUUUAGAAGCAUAUUUUAGCGUG
Messenger RNA from Daldinia vernicosa, 1126 nucleotides. Its product is annotated as increased loss of mitochondrial DNA protein 1. The coding region runs from base 370 to 945 and encodes 191 amino acids. Lineage: Eukaryota; Fungi; Ascomycota; Sordariomycetes; Xylariales; Hypoxylaceae. The transcript is spliced from 2 exons. The record is from RefSeq and is a predicted model, not a curated record.